AUGAACAUUGCCGUCAUGAAGGCCUCGCAAUCGACAAUCAAAGUCACAGGACAGCUCUUGACUAUCAUUCCAGCACGUCCCUCACCUGAGUCCCCAACAUCUUUCCUAUGGAACGGAGGCUAUGUGAAGGCUUGCUCUAUUAUCCCUGGAACCGAGGAGUCAACAGAACAUGUCAUGGUUAUCAGUGUGCCUGGUUCACUCAUUGAACCUGUCAAUCCCGAGCCAACAUUUAUCUGGUUUUGGAAUGACAUCAAUUCUGACCAGUUCCAGGAGAUCAAAGGUGGGCAAAGCACUUGGCAAGUACGUCAAGAUGCACUUCAAGCUGCUUGUGACAUUUUAUGGGCGAAGGCUGUCAAAACUAAAGUCCCUCUCAAAUUCAUUGCACAAGUUUCCCCUUCAGACGCUGAUAUGUUCCCUUAUCGCUCAAACGAUGGUACACUAGCUAUCAUCUCGAUCGAAGCAGGCCAUCUUCUAUCUGCAUCCAAAGGCGAGCGUAUCACUACUUGCCCCCUCUGCAACACGAAAGUCACCAAUAUCCAUGCCCAUAUUGGCCAGCAUAUCUUGCACGAGUCCAUGAACACACCCGAGAAGAUCAGUCUGAAAGAACUGGUUGGUGAUGCUCUUCCAUGCAGAUUCUGCAGCUGUUCUGGACUUCCCGAAUGUGCCAUCACCAUCAAGGUGCCUACGAGCGGCACCCCAGACUGGGAAACGAAGUGUGCCUACCGACACACGUUCAAAUAUGGAUUUGCGGAUCAUGGAUCCAAGAACAAUCCCUGCUGCAACGUACCCUUGAAGUGCGGUCUAUGCUAUCCAACCCUCCCUCCUGAACCUGGGAAAACUUCACACAAGGUGCCAGUUGCUUUCGUCUCAAGUGUCUGGUGCUACAAUAUGACCGCCCAUAUUCUCAGUGAGCACAAAGAGUAUGCCAUUUCUGGAUGCAGAGAGGCCAGUGUUCCUUUGCCUGAGAGUGUCUGGGAGUCUAUGGAGUUGAGUGAGCUUGAACAGGCCUCUGCUGGCAUCCUGACAGAGUGCAGGCAACCUUCGCACAAGGGGAAGGAGAAUGUGCCAACUUCAGGUUCUCACUCUCUCAAACGCUCAGCAACGGCAUCUGCGGGACCCAUGACAUCCAAGUGUGUUUGCACUGCUAUCAAACCUCUUCAGACUGCACGUACUUUACUUGUGUAA
This is a messenger RNA of Suillus fuscotomentosus, 1185 nucleotides long. RefSeq lists its product as uncharacterized. The record is from RefSeq and is a predicted model, not a curated record. Bases 1 to 1185 code for a protein of 394 amino acids. NCBI's taxonomy places the organism in Eukaryota, Fungi, Basidiomycota, Agaricomycetes, Boletales, Suillaceae. The transcript has 3 exons.